This is a messenger RNA of Leptonychotes weddellii (Weddell seal), 4866 nucleotides long. It is a transcript of the gene CAMKK2, whose product is annotated as calcium/calmodulin dependent protein kinase kinase 2. The record is from RefSeq and is a predicted model, not a curated record. Lineage: Eukaryota; Metazoa; Chordata; Mammalia; Carnivora; Phocidae. Gene Ontology annotation, molecular function: protein serine/threonine kinase activity; ATP binding. Gene Ontology annotation, biological process: protein phosphorylation; CAMKK-AMPK signaling cascade.
UUGGCUCUGUAAAUAGUUGAGAGAUGGCAGCGGCAGAGAUAAAAAUGCUUAACCCAACCUGGAGUGGAGAGAGGAUGGUCCCGCAAGGAGAUGCCCCCUCACCCCUCCCCGGCCAAGGUCUGGCCCCUCUGCCCACAGGGGCGUGAGGUAGGAGGUGGCCCUGCUGCCGGAUGGGAGUGCCCGGGCGCGCGCACCAUGUCAUCAUGCGUCUCUAGCCAGCCCAGCAGCGACCCGGCCGCCCUUCAGGAUGAGCUGGGGGGCGGCGGCGGCAGCGAAGGCCAAAAGCCCUGUGAGGCCCUGCAGGGCCUCUCGUCCCUGAGCAUCCGGCUGGGCAUGGAGUCCUUCAUCGUGGUCACCGAGUGUGAGCCGGGCUGCGCAGUGGACCGCGGCCCGGCCCGGGACCGGCCCCAGGAGGCCGAUGGCCGAGAGGGACCCCUCGACGCCUCCACCUCCGGGCCCCAGGCCCGGCCCCAGCUGUGCAGUCGCAAGCUCUCCCUGCAGGAGCGGUCCCAGCUGGAUGCGAACGGACGCUGCGUCUACGCGGCCCUGCCCCACUCGCCGGUGGGCUCCCCGCAGUCCUCGCCGCGGCUGCCCCGGCGGCGCACCGUGGAGUCCCACCAUGUCUCCAUCACUGGCAUGCAGGAUUGUGUACAGCUGAAUCAGUACACGCUGAAGGAUGAAAUUGGAAAGGGCUCCUAUGGUGUGGUCAAGUUGGCCUACAAUGAAAAUGACAAUACCUAUUACGCGAUGAAGGUGCUGUCCAAAAAGAAGCUGAUCCGACAGGCGGGCUUUCCACGUCGCCCCCCGCCCCGAGGCACUCGGCCAGCCCCUGGAGGCUGCAUCCAGCCUAGGGGCCCCAUUGAGCAGGUGUACCAGGAAAUCGCCAUCCUCAAGAAGCUAGACCACCCCAAUGUGGUGAAGCUGGUGGAGGUCCUGGAUGACCCCAAUGAAGACCAUCUGUACAUGGUGUUUGAACUGGUCAACCAAGGGCCUGUGAUGGAAGUGCCCACCCUCAAACCACUCUCGGAAGACCAGGCCCGUUUCUACUUCCAGGACCUGAUCAAAGGCAUAGAGUACCUACACUACCAGAAGAUCAUCCACCGGGACAUCAAACCUUCUAACCUCCUGGUGGGAGAAGAUGGGCACAUCAAGAUUGCCGACUUCGGUGUGAGCAACGAGUUCAAGGGCAGCGACGCGCUCCUCUCUAACACCGUGGGCACACCCGCCUUCAUGGCACCUGAGUCGCUCUCGGAGACCCGGAAGAUCUUCUCUGGGAAGGCUUUGGAUGUUUGGGCCAUGGGUGUGACGCUGUACUGCUUUGUGUUUGGCCAGUGCCCAUUCAUGGACGAGCGGAUCAUGUGUUUGCACAGCAAGAUCAAGAGUCAGGCCCUGGAAUUUCCAGAUCAGCCUGACAUAGCUGAGGACUUGAAGGACCUGAUCACCCGCAUGUUGGACAAGAACCCGGAAUCAAGGAUCGUGGUGCCGGAAAUCAAGCUGCACCCCUGGGUCACGAGGCAUGGGGCGGAGCCGUUGCCAUCGGAGGACGAGAACUGCACGCUGGUCGAGGUGACCGAAGAGGAGGUCGAGAAUUCGGUCAAACACAUUCCCAGCCUGGCAACCGUGAUCCUGGUGAAGACCAUGAUACGGAAACGCUCCUUCGGGAACCCGUUUGAGGGCAGCCGGCGGGAGGAGCGCUCCCUGUCAGCGCCUGGAAACCUGCUCACCAAAAAACCAACCAGGGAGUGUGAGCCCCUGUCUGAGCCCAAGGAAGCAAGGCAGCGAAGACAGCCUCCGGGGCCCCGACCCGCCCCCCGUGGGGGAGGAGGAAGUGCUCUUGUGAAAGGCGGUCCCCGCGCCGAGAGUUGGGGGGCCCCGGCCCCCGGCCCCCGCGCUCGCAUGCAUCCUCUGCGGCCCGACGAGGUGAUGGAGUAGCUGCCCGGACGCGUGACCUCGCAUGCAGGCUGCACCCUGCGUUUCCAUAGCAGCAUGUCCUACGGAAACCCAGCACGUGUGUAGAGCCUUGACCGUCAUCUCUGGUGUUUUUGUUUUGUUUUGUUUUUCUUCCUUUGUUGUUUUCAAGGGGACAAAAAAAAAAAAGACUUGACUCCAUGACAUCGACCUUGGCCGCUGGCUGGCUGAACGGGCGGGUGUGAGGAGUUGCAGACCCAAAGCCACAUGCAUUUUGGGACAAUUGCUUUUUAAAAUGUUUUUAUGCCAAAAAUCUUUCAUUGUGAACUCAGAACCAUGUCAGAUAUACCAGGUGAAUGUGUGUGGGGUUUGUAAAUCAUGCAAAACCGGCAGAAAACUCUGGCGGUGUGGGCUGAGACCACAGAGUUAGUUGCUGCGUUUGAAAGGGAGAGGAAGAGGGGCUGUCACUCCUCCUGCAAACCCCGAAGGCCCCAAACUCCAGGCCCGUGGCACCUUCCAGGACUGUGGACUCACGGGGUCUGGGCAGGGCUAGCCCUCAGUUAGCUGCAGGGAGCUUCGAUGCACCUUAUUUGUAAGAAGGACUUCACAUUUUUUUAUGGGUAGAGUUGUAGUCAGGAAAAGGGAAAGGGCUUGAAGCUUAAUUGCUUCGCAAAGGGGAUUUUCCCCCCCUCGAAGGGCGUUCCGUGGUUGUUGUGGGGCGGGGGGUGGGGGGGGAGGUUUCACCUAAAGGACUGAUAGCCACUCACAGCGAGUUUCUGAAAUAUUAACGGAGCUCUGGUCAAUCUCUUGUUAAAUGACAAAAACUUCAGGGUGAAAUCCUACACUUCCAUGUACAUUACAUGGCUUACGAGUAAAUAAAAUAUUUUCGAUUCUCUAACUAGACUGAACUCUAGAGUAGUUCAGAGAUCAUUUAGAGCUUCCAGGAUACUUUCCACGGCUUCAGGCAUGUGAUCAGAGUUAGAGCCAAUGAAAUCUGUGCCUGUAUAUUAGCAGCUUGGUCUGUUUGUAACCUGUGUGUUCUAGAGACUGCGGAGGUUUUAUUUUCUCAAAUACUAGCUGAUUGUUGCAGUCAGUGAAGCACUUAGUUUCUGGAGGGCCAGUGAGGAAAUACUCGGCUUCAGCGGAAACACAAAUGAUCAUCCUUACCGGCAAAGCUCUGUUAGGAUCUACACAAGAACUUUGGGGCGCCCUUUUAGAGAGGAUUGUUGAAACCCAGAGUGGUCCUCAGGGUCCAAGAGAGCCAGGGCUUGGCACAGGGAGUUCUGCUUUGUAAGCCAACAGUCCCAGACAGAAAAGGUUUAUCUUUUUGGGUUUCCGCUUGUACUGGGGAUUCUCACUGCAGUUCAAGUGUGACUUCUUUCUCAGAGCCACACAUGGAGGAGGGUGAAGUUCACGGGGGAGGAAAACAGGAAGGCCUUUGCUCGGGGACAUUCCCAGUGUUUUGUGGACUCUGGUUGGGGGAAAUAGUGUCGAACUGGGCUGAGAGGACAUGCUCUCCUGUAGUUUCUGUCUGAUCAUCGCUGGUAGGAGGACUUUUUGCAGAGAGAUGGGAGCAAGGCCUCGUGCCCCCGCUACCCAGCGCAUCACAGAGCCUGGGUGUUCUUGGCUUCCACAAACCUUCGUAAGCUCUUGACUGUCAUUUAGCCAGACUUUUCUUGCUGUCUUAUAAGCAGUACAGAAUUAAGGAAUGCUGGUUUCCAAGAGCAAAGGACAACCGUCAGAUGAAGGGUUGUCUGGCCUGCUUGCUUUCUUUUUGUAACCUGGUACUUCCUCUGGCGUUCCUGCGCUUGUUUGUACUUAUAGGCACCACCCCUUCUGGGAGCAGAUGGGGUCUGGUUAGUUUGCAAUAAGCACCUUGCAGUAGUUCAAGUGAACCUGUCCUUAGUCCCGGCCUGUCUGUGUGACUGUGGCCUGGCCGAGCGGCUCGCCCGGGGCGGGCAGGUAGCACGCUCUCUGCAGAACUCCUGUUUACACAGCUGCAUCGGGCAAGACCGUUUCUUCCGCCACAGAAUUCCCCACGUAAGAUUUCAUACGCGGAAUGCCGGCUGUUUAGGCAGGUGGGUUCAUAACUUUUUUUUCCCAAAGAAACACCAAAGAAAGCUGUGCGAAGGAACUGCUCCCCUCAAAAAGUAUAAGCAGAGGGCCUUACUGUCAAGCGGUAGGGUUACCGUUCUCUUGGAGCACAAACACUGGUUUUUCGGAAGCUGGCUCUGUCAGGAAAGGGGAGAAGCCAUCAUGGGCAGCUUCUCUGGGUGAGCAAAAAGGAUGCCCUAUCAGUUUCUUCCAUUGCUGGCUCAUCUGUGGGACCAAUUUGGUGUAAGCAACCUGGGGCCUGCACAAGUUCUUGCCCCAUCUUCCUCUGCCCUGCUCCACUUUCCUCGUCUCUUCCACAGGCUUACCGGAGGCUCCCAGAAAGCCUUAGCUAGCCCCUUGUUGGCUCUGGGGGCUGGAGAGGCCAUCUCCCCAGGGAUUUGGCCUUUCCCGUGAGUUAGGGCUCCCAUCCUUAAAGCCUUUCUGGAACGAAGAGGCGAAUACCUGAGCAUUUAGAUGCAUGGGCUCAACCUAUUGCUCUCACUCAUCUUCCAAAGGGGAGCUUUGCAUUGCUGGGGGGAAGAACCAUGACCUCCACUUGCUUCCAAGGUGCUAGAGAAGGUUUCAAGGUCGUCGGUUCCCAUCCUCUUUGCAGCUUUAUGGGCCGAGUUUCGUGGGACUGCUGACUUUUUUAUUCUGUGUCUGAUUUAAUGCCCGAUGCUUCUGUUUUAUUCCUGAUCCUUUCUACUAUGCAUUUUCCUUUUAUCAGGUGUACAAAGUUAAAUACUGUGUAUUUAUCACUUAAAAGUACAUGAAUUUAAGAGAAAAAUAAGCCUUUGGUGUUUUUCCACAGAUGUUUAAGCUUCUCUGUAAACUUGAAAUAAACAGACAGCAAAAUGGUGCAAA